Molecule: messenger RNA, 622 nt
Organism: Aphis gossypii (cotton aphid)
Lineage: Eukaryota; Metazoa; Arthropoda; Insecta; Hemiptera; Aphididae
Gene: RpL36
Product: 60S ribosomal protein L36
Exons: 4
Coding region: 182-544 (120 amino acids)
Biological process (GO): cytoplasmic translation
Cellular component (GO): cytosolic large ribosomal subunit; ribosome
Molecular function (GO): structural constituent of ribosome
Source: RefSeq, a predicted model, not a curated record
UCUAACGACCAGAGUACCACAACAACCGAGUUACCACAGCGCAUGGUAUAACCUGAAAAAUCGAAUUUUGUUGAUAUUAAUUGUUGAGGAUUCGUGACUGAUCCGUCUUCUCUACUUUUUUUUUUAAACAUCGUUCGCGUUUUUACUUUAUCCGUGUUCAUCCGACUUUAGAUCAUCAACAAUGGCUCCUCGCUAUGAGCUUGCAGUUGGUUUAAGACGUGGUCACAAGACCACAAAAAUCGAGAGGGUUGGUAAAGUCAGUGGUAAAGAGCUGUCAGCCAAAAGCGAAAAGCUUAGACAAGCCCGCACCAAAGGUCGUUUAACUAAGCACAACAAAUUCAUCAGAGAUGUUGUUAGGGAAGUUAUGGGUCAUGCACCAUUUGAGAAGAGAGCCAUGGAAUUGUUGAAGGUAUCCAAAGACAAGCGUGCAUUGAAAUUCUUGAAACGACGAUUGGGAACACACAUCAGAGCCAAGAGGAAGCGUGAAGAACUUAGCAACAUCUUAUUGCAAAUGAGAAAGGCCCAAGCUACACACACUAAAUAAUUUCAAAGCGUUUAAUGUCUUUGUUUGAUAUGUAAUAAAAUGUUGACUGCUGAGAAAUCUGCAUUUUUCUUAAAUUCA